Vigna unguiculata (cowpea) is the source of this 2157-nucleotide messenger RNA. It is a transcript of the gene D6PKL2, whose product is annotated as D6 protein kinase like 2. Gene Ontology annotation, biological process: protein phosphorylation. Lineage: Eukaryota; Viridiplantae; Streptophyta; Magnoliopsida; Fabales; Fabaceae. The record is from RefSeq and is a predicted model, not a curated record. Gene Ontology annotation, molecular function: protein kinase activity; ATP binding.
CAAGAAAAAAGUUUUGCUUUACCUUUGACCCCUCUCUCUCUCUCUCUCUCCUUUUUCUCUCUUUCUCUCUCUAAGCUACCACCAGCUCCCUAUCUACAGUGCUAUCUCUCUCUCUCUGCUAAAGCAACGAAGCUGUGUUCUGAUCCUUCAAAUUAGAUUCCACUUUUCCUCUUCAAGAUCCAUUUUUUAUACAAUUCUCUCAGGAUCACUCUCUUCAACCUGCUUCUGGUUGUUUGUUGUUUUUGGAGAGAUAAAUGGGUGCUGAGCCACUGGUUUGGUCAAUUUGAUCUUGAUUGAAAGUUUUUAGUAUUUCUGAUGGACUCAAAAACUAGCUCUAGAUCUCUUCCGAAACACCAUCAGAAGACGGCUGGAAUUCAAACUCUUGAGGCAAAAGACAACUGGUCUUCAGGGAAUCCAGCUUCCCUGAAAACAGGGAAAACGGAGCUGGCUGGUCCAGAGGAUUUAUCCAAGUCUGUAGGGAGCAUGUCCAAGCAGAAUACUGGGGAAACUGCUGAAAACAAGAAGUUAGGAGUUUCAAUCCAAAAGGGGUCUGCCGAAUCCUUGAGCAAUAAAAGUAGUUCUGGUGCUUCUUCAUCUGUUCUAGACAAGGCGGAUCGUGCUGUUAAUGAGAACAUAGGGUCACAGGAAAGCUCCAUUGACCAAGACAAAAAGACAUCGGAAUAUGGAAGUGUAAAGAACAGUUCUGUUUCUGCCAAAGUUAGUGAUGGGGCGAGCAGUCUUGCAAAGACAAGUGGAAGUGCCAAGAUUAGUGACAGAGCUGAUUUUGUUGAGAGUGGUAAGAGCAGUAUUUACAGAGGAAGCACGAGCAGUGAUGUGAGUGAUGAGAGUACUUGCAGUAGCUUUAGUAGCAGCAUAAACAAACCUCACAAGGCAAAUGACUUGAGAUGGGAAGCCAUUCAAGCAGUUCGAAGUAGAGAUGGGGUGUUGGGAUUAGGUCACUUUAGACUACUGAAGAGGCUGGGUUGUGGGGAUAUAGGCAGUGUUUAUCUCUCUGAGUUGAGUGGAACUAAAUGUUACUUUGCAAUGAAGGUAAUGGACAAAGGGUCCCUAGCGAGUCGCAAAAAGCUACUUCGUGCUCAGACAGAACGAGAAAUCCUGCAGUCUCUUGAUCACCCGUUUCUCCCAACUUUGUACACUCAUUUUGAAACUGAGAAAUUCUCAUGUUUGGUAAUGGAAUUCUGCCCAGGUGGUGACCUCCAUACUCUCAGGCAGAAGCAACCAGGGAAGCAUUUUCCUGAGCAGGCAGUAAAAUUUUAUGUAGCAGAGGUCCUUCUGGCUUUGGAGUACCUCCACAUGCUUGGGAUUGUCUACCGUGACCUUAAGCCAGAAAAUGUCCUUGUUAGGGACGACGGACAUAUUAUGCUCUCUGACUUUGAUCUUUCCCUCCGAUGUGCCGUGAGUCCAACCCUUGUGAAAACCUCAUCCACGGAUUCUGAGCCUUUAAGAAAGAACCCUGUUUACUGUGUCCAACCUGCAUGUAUUGAACCACCUUCCUGCAUCCAACCAUCCUGUGUUGCCCCCACCACAUGCUUUUCACCCCGCCUCUUCUCCAGCAAAUCAAAGAAAGACCGAAAGCCAAAAACUGAAAUUGGCAACCAAGUGAGCCCAUUACCUGAGCUGAUUGCAGAGCCUACCGAUGCUAGGUCCAUGUCAUUUGUCGGAACUCAUGAAUACUUGGCACCUGAGAUCAUCAAGGGUGAAGGUCAUGGCAGUGCAGUUGAUUGGUGGACUUUUGGGAUCUUUCUUUACGAGCUGUUGUUCGGAAAAACUCCUUUCAAGGGAUCCGGCAACCGAGCCACACUGUUCAACGUCGUGGGUCAGCCGCUGCGUUUUCCAGAAGCACCUGUUGUGAGUUUUGCAGCAAGAGAUCUCAUAAGGGGGUUGCUUGUGAAAGAACCCCAGCACAGAUUGGCAUACAAAAGAGGUGCAACUGAGAUAAAGCAACACCCUUUUUUUGAAGGUGUGAACUGGGCAUUGAUCAGAUGUGCUACUCCACCUGAGAUCCCAAAGGCUGUGGAGUUUGAGAAGAUACCCUCCCCAGCCUCAUCAGGUGGUGCUGGUGAAAAGGCUGUUAAUCACAUGUCAAUAGCUAAUCAGAAAGGUUCUGAUAAUUAUCUGGAGUUUGAUUUCUUCUAG